GAUGAAGAUGAUGAAACAAGGGCCACAGAACCAAAGAAGAUAACAUGUAAGGUGAAAGGUAGAUAUUACUUUGUUUCCUGUGUGGGGGGAUGACUCUGGCUUUGAGGUCAUCACCAUUGACAAUACAAUCACCAUUCCAUCCAAGAAAACCUACUAGAACAUGGAGAGGGGGUGCUCCUGCAUGCAUCAGGAGGAGAUCAUGGACUUGUUGCUCUGCUAAUUCUCAACCACUCACUUCUCCUCGCCCUGCUGUCAUUCUUCCGGGGUUGGGAAACAACACGAGUGACUAUCAACAGUUAGUACUAACAUUACAAGACUAUGGAGUCCCAACUGUGGUGGCAAAUGUUGCAAGGAUUGACUGGCUUAGGAAUGCUGCUGGUUUACUGGAUCCUAAUUACUGGAGUGGCACACUCCAGCCUCGUCCCGUUCUUGAUUGGUACUUGAAUCGGGUUGAUGAGGCCAUUAGUGUAGCGAAGGAGCUGGCCCAAGGUAGGCAACUGUCCUUAAUCGGACACUCUGCAGGAGGAUGGCUAGCGCGAGUUUACAUGGAAGAAUACGGGACCUCAAAUAUUUCCUUGUUAUUGACUCUAGGAUCUCCUCUCUUACCGCCACCAAAAGGAAUAUCCGGAGUUAUUGAUCAGACGAGGGGGCUCUUGAGCUAUGUUGAAAAUAAUUGUGCAAAGGCUGUUUAUACCCCAGAACUGAGAUAUGUUUGCGUAGCAGGGAGGUAUAUCCAAGGUGCUCGUUUCUUCGGAAAUGAAGACACAAAUUCUGUAUCCACUAUUCCUGUUCCCGUGCAGCAACCAGCUUCAGAGGUGAUGAUUGAAAAUGGAACAAGUCUUACAGCAACAUCCAGUGGCACUACAUUUCGUGCUCGUUUUGUUGGCCAGGGCUACAAACAGGUUUGCGGGCAGGCAGACGUAUGGGGUGAUGGCGUCGUGCCAGAAGUAUCUGCCCAUCUCGAAGGUGCACUGAACAUAAGUUUGGAUGGAGUCUACCACUCUCCGGUAGGUUCAGAUGAUGAGUCGCGUCCCUGGUAUGGUUCUCCAAGCGUCGUCGACAAAUGGAUAAACCACCUCCUUCACUAGGCCUCAUCAAUUUGUAUUAUUCAUUGACAAAGUUGUCACUAAAUAGAGGAACGUGCUGGUAUUUCUAGCAUUUUAUUCCAGUGCAGAGGAGGAUUAUUAAUUUA
Molecule: messenger RNA, 1192 nt
Organism: Daucus carota subsp. sativus
Lineage: Eukaryota; Viridiplantae; Streptophyta; Magnoliopsida; Apiales; Apiaceae
Exons: 7
Coding region: 90-1088 (332 amino acids)
Cellular component (GO): chloroplast
Molecular function (GO): hydrolase activity, acting on ester bonds
Source: RefSeq, a predicted model, not a curated record